This is a messenger RNA of Naumovozyma dairenensis CBS 421, 2292 nucleotides long. It is a transcript of the gene KAR3, whose product is annotated as Kar3p. Gene Ontology annotation, biological process: microtubule-based movement. The coding region runs from base 1 to 2292 and encodes 763 amino acids. The transcript has a single exon. Lineage: Eukaryota; Fungi; Ascomycota; Saccharomycetes; Saccharomycetales; Saccharomycetaceae. Gene Ontology annotation, molecular function: ATP binding; microtubule binding; microtubule motor activity. The record is from RefSeq and is a predicted model, not a curated record.
AUGAGAAGGAAUAAUGAACGUACCUAUUCAAAUAGUCUACUCCCCAAAACCCCAAUACGAUAUAGUACUGGAGGGAGCGGAACAUCGUCAAUCCCGGAUGUAAAUUUUACCAAUGACUUAGAUAAACAAUAUAAAAGGCGGUUUACUACUACUCCCCCAAGACCAGCGAUUUCUCGAACACAGGCGAAAAGACCUACCAAUAGUAAUGAAUCAACUUCUGUUAGAGCGUCUUUAAUAGGAUCCUCGGACGGGAAUAAUUCGAUAAUACCAAAUGAUAAUAAUGAUAAUUGUAGUAAUUACUCUCCAGAUAAGAAUUUGACAUCUUUCCAUAAGGAUAGUAUAGUGGAGUUAAACCAAUUACAGGAGGAAUUGUUUCAAAAGAAAACAAUUUUUGAUAAUUUAAGAGACGAACUAAACGUAAAUAAAGAUGAGUAUGCUAAUUUACAAUCUGAAUGGGAGAAACUGUACAAGGAAAAGAAUAGUAAAGAACAACUAUUGAAAUCAAAGGAAAAUGAAAUUAGGAAUUUGAAUGAAAAGUUAACUAAUAAGAAAAAAUAUUUAAAUGAAGGACAUCAAUUACAUUUGAAACAAUUGGAAGCUAAGAAUAAUGCUGAGUUUAAUAAAAUGGAAAAUGAGUAUCGCUUGAAAAUUGAGAAACUGAAACAAAGUAAAAUCAAAAAAUUUGAAGAUAACAGAAAUGCGUUAUUGAAUAAAGUGGAAGAUAUUUCAAAUAAAAUUCUAACUAACGAUGAUACUCUAAAAGUUAUGUUAGCUGAUGUGGAGGAGAAAAAUAGAACUAUAAAAGAAGAAUGGUUGCAAAAAUAUCAUGCAGAAUGGAAAACGAAUCUAGAGAUAAAUGAAAAAAUCACCAAUGAAGUUGGAUCUCUCAAUGAAAGAAUUGAAAAGGAAUUAGAACCCAAGGCGAAAGCGCAAAAGUCGGAAAUCAAAAACCUUAAAGAAAAGCUAGAUGACUUGCAAAACAUCUUGAAAACGACCCAAAGUGAGUCAUCGAAUUUAGAGAGCGAAAUUCUCGAAAAUGAUCUAAAGGUUGAAGAGAAAUUGAGACGUAAAGUUGAACUAGAGGAUUAUAUUGAAAAUACAGAAGUCGAUUUGAAAGAAAUCAAUGAAAUAUUGAUUAAGGAAGAAACGAUGAGACGUAGUUUACAUAAUACUUUACAAGAGUUAAGAGGUAACAUUAGAGUAUAUUGUAGAAUUCGUCCGCCGAUUUUACCACAGGAAAGCAACAACACCAGCCAUCUAAAGGUGUCUGAAUUUGAUGAUAACAAUGGUACUCAAACCCUGGAAAUACAAAAGGCAUUGAAUAAUAAUAGCAGCAAUAACUCCACAACUUUGAAAUUUAAAUUCGAUAAAAUAUUCAAUCAAAAUGAAACAAACGAUGAUGUUUUUAAAGAAGUUGGUCAAUUGGUACAAAGUUCAUUAGAUGGUUACAAUGUUUGUAUUUUUGCGUAUGGUCAAACGGGAUCAGGUAAGACUUAUACUAUGCUACAUCCUAAAGAUGGUAUCAUUCCUGCUACUAUAUCGCACAUUUUCAAUUGGACGAAUAAUUUGAAAGAAAGAGGGUGGAAAUAUGAAAUUGAAUGUGAAUUUGUGGAAAUAUAUAAUGAAAAUAUCGUUGAUCUUUUAAGAAAUGAACACGAUAAUAACGGCAAAGUCAAUGACUUGUUGGCUUCACCAUCGCAGUCUAAUUCAACUAAACAUGAAAUAAGACAUGAUCCAGAAACUCAAACAACUAAGGUAACAAAUAUAACGACGUGUAAGCUUGAUUCAAAGAUCACUGUAGAUAACAUCCUACGAAGAGCAAAUAAAUUGAGAUCAACAGCUAGUACACUUUCGAAUGAACAUUCUUCACGUUCCCAUAGUAUCUUUAUUAUCCAUUUGAAGGGGACGAAUGAAAUAACUGGAGAAAAGUCAUAUGGUAUUUUAAACUUGGUUGAUUUAGCAGGUUCAGAAAGAAUUAAUUCAUCCCAGGUAACUGGGGAAAGAUUAAGAGAGACUCAAAAUAUCAAUAGAUCUUUAAGUUGUCUCGGUGAUGUCAUUCAUGCUUUAACAGGCUCGGAAAAGGACAAAGAGAAUGCGAAGAAAAGACAUAUUCCUUUCAGAAAUUCCAAAUUGACUUAUUUGUUACAAUAUUCAUUAAUUGGGAAUUCUAAGACCUUAAUGUUUGUCAAUAUAUCUCCUAGUAUAAAUUAUGUCAAUGAAACUUUGAAUUCUUUACGUUUUGCAUCAAAAGUUAAUUCCGCAAAAAUGGGAGGAGCAACUAUAUCGAAAUAA